AUGUCUGAAGCCAUCGGCAUACUUCGGGUUCAACGGAGUAUUCAGGUUCUCAGAGUACAUGGAAUGCGCAUACGAGCACCAACUAACUUCGAUUUCCCAUACUCGAGCAAAUUACGUCAAACUCGAAAUUCAAUUGGCAAGAGUUCCUUAAGACCACUCGCCCAUAACUCCAAUCCUAACUCUGUCCCUCGGGUACCUGAUUCCAGGGCUAAACCUGACAAAAAAGACGACAUUGCACCUCACGAGUUCGAGGGUGACGAGAAUGAAGAACGUGGUAACUGGUCAAAACAACUAGAUUUCAUAUUAUCGUGUAUUGGCUUUGCAGUAGGGCUUGGUAACGUGUGGAGAUUUCCGUAUCUGUGCUAUUCCAAUGGAGGAGGUGCCUUCUUGAUCCCUUAUACAAUAAUGUUGUUUCUGGCUGGCAUACCGCUGUUUUUCAUGGAAUUGGCGUUUGGUCAGUUUGCAAGUCAAGGUCCCUUCACAAUUUGGACCAUAUGCCCGUUAUUCAAAGGCGUUGGGUAUGCCAUGGUAACAAUAUCUUUUCUGGUCACCAUCUACUAUAACGUAAUCAUUGGCUACGCAAUAUACUACAUAUUUGCGUCAUUUGCUGACGUACUGCCGUGGGUAGGAUGUGACCAUGAGUGGAACACCGAUAGCUGUGGAUACCCACCUCAACCAAACGGAACCGUCAUAAAUGGCACUUGGAUAAGUCAAGAGAUGGUGGAAGAUAUGAACAUAACUGUGAAUGUGUCACUGAGAAUCUCACCAGCACAGGAAUAUUGGAACAACGAAGUCCUUCGCAUCAGUGAUGGUAUCGAUGAUAUGGGGAAAAUGCGGUGGCAGUUGACACUGUGCCUGGUGCUGGCGUGGGUAGUCGUAUUCUUGUGUCUCAUAAGAGGCAUCAAGUCGUCGGGAAAAGUAGUUUACGUGACAGCGACUUUCCCGUAUGUGGUGUUGUUAAUUCUUUUGAUUCGUGGCCUAACUCUCCCAGGUGCCUCCAAGGGUAUUGACUUCUAUAUGACGCCCCAGUGGGAACUGUUGAUGAAACCAAAGAUAUGGAAGGACGCCGCAUCACAGAUUUUCUACUCUCUAGGUCCAGCGUGGGGAGGUUUGCUGACAAUGGCCAGUUACAAUAAAUUCCACAAUAACUGUUACAGGGAUUCCAUAAUAGUGUCCUUAGUGAACUGUGGCACCAGUGUCUUUGCGGGAUUUGUUGUAUUUUCUAUUAUUGGAUUUAUUAGUCAUGAAAUUGGAGUACCUGUCGAAGACGUUGUUGACCAAGGACCCGGUUUGGUGUUUAUUGUGUAUCCAGAGGCUUUGGCUCGUAUGCCGGGGUCACAAGUGUGGUCUAUUUUAUUCUUCCUUAUGCUUUUCACUCUCGGUUUGGACUCGCAGUUUGCUAUGGUGGAAACCGUUGUGAGUUCAUUUAUGGACGAGUACCCAAGACUACGUCAGAAGAAAGCCUGGGUCGUCGGUGGGGUUUGCACAGCAUCAUGUUUGCUUGGACUUCCAAUGGUGACACAGGGUGGCAUAUAUUUACUGCAAGUAGUUGACGUGUACAGCGCAGGAAUAUCCCUCAUGUUAGUGGCUGUUACAGAGUGUCUGGUUAUUGCAGGCAUUUAUGGUGUCAAUAAUUUCUGGGACGAUAUUCAAAUGAUGCUUGGCUAUAAACCUGUGUUAUGGCUAUGGUUCACAGUGUGCUGGUGUGGAAUUACUCCUCUUAUCAUACUGGGCAUCAUUAUAUUUGGUUUGGUGUUGUACGCGCCAGUCUCCUACGGUUCGUACGUCUAUCCAGCAUGGGCAGAGAUUAUAGGAUGGUUGAUGGCGUGUGCCUCCUUGGUUAUGAUACCGCUAUUUAUGUUCAUCCAAUACUGCUUUUAUGCGGAAGGAGAUGGUUUCAUAGAGAAAAUGAAAUACUUAUUGAGGCCAACACCACAGUGGGGACCAGCACUUGAAAAGCAUCGUACGGGGAAAUAUGCUUUGCCACCUUACACUGUACUCGAUGACAGUGAUGGCAAAAAUGGUCCCAUGACAGCCACGACAGGGUUCUAGCUGCUAUGUUAGUGAUAUGAUACAACGUUCCUAAAAAUACCGAAUCCUUCAUCAGUUCGUACUAAUUGUGAUUUAUUUACUAUGUAAAUGAAAAAUAACUCACUUUCUAUGAGUUGUGGGAUUAUUUCAUAUACUCUAAAUUGUAUUUUUUAUUUUUAUUCAACAUACUAUUUUGGUAGCUCGUGAGGUAAUAAUUGGGUCUGAAUGAUAUUCAGAAUCGUAUAUGCAGUAGGUCGCCCACCACACCCGUGUAUGAGAAAUUCAUGCCUCUUGCUAUGUGAAUAUUGAUGCGAUUCGAAAUGGAAAUGUAAUGUACUUUAUAUAUUGUUUAUUUUUUUUAUAAUUUUAGUGGGAAUUAAUCACUGGCCAGUCUAUGUAAAAGUCGAUUUCAAAAUAAAAUAUAGCUGCAUAGCAGCAAUGACGGGUUUCGAGCCUGCGUGGCUCAUGGCAAAUUGCACUUGCUUGAUUGAUUGCUUGCUUGCUUGCAUGCAUAUAGUAUCUCAACAGAGAUACUAUAUGCUAAAUUGCUUGUCAAACAAGCGGGUAGUCUUUAAGAAGAUAAUUUUUUGAGUUUGUUUUGCAUUGUUGUGAUAAAUUCAAGAUGGCCGCCAAAACCACUUGAAUCAUGGGAAAUAUUUUCAUGAACACAUAAUCAUAUUGAACGGAUGUUGUAUGCCAACUUUGGUUUAAAUCUGGCAAAUUGUUCAUGAGUUAUAGCGUAACAUCACUUUUUCCUAAAUCCAAUAUGGCUGCCAAAGGAAGCCAUUUUUCACAAAUCUGCUUCAGAAACUUUGUAGAGCUAUCAACAUGGGUGCCACAAUCUAAAUUGCUUGUCAAACAAUCACGCAGUUUUUAAGAAGAUAAUUUUUUGAGGUUUUUUGCUUUAUUUUAAUAAAUUCAAGACG
Saccoglossus kowalevskii is the source of this 2957-nucleotide messenger RNA. Its product is annotated as sodium-dependent proline transporter-like. Gene Ontology annotation, biological process: sodium ion transmembrane transport; nitrogen compound transport; amino acid transport. The record is from RefSeq and is a predicted model, not a curated record. Lineage: Eukaryota; Metazoa; Hemichordata; Enteropneusta; Harrimaniidae. Gene Ontology annotation, cellular component: plasma membrane.